This is a messenger RNA of Eptesicus fuscus (big brown bat), 1952 nucleotides long. RefSeq names its product raftlin family member 2 (gene RFTN2). Bases 440 to 1909 code for a protein of 489 amino acids. The record is from RefSeq and is a predicted model, not a curated record. The transcript has 9 exons. Lineage: Eukaryota; Metazoa; Chordata; Mammalia; Chiroptera; Vespertilionidae.
CCCUGUGGCUGCAUGUACCCUCUGCUUGUAAGUGUUUCCAUCUGACUUGCACCCUCGCCUCUCUAUUUCCGCUCGGGACACCUCUGUCCUCACCCAGCCAGCUGGAGGAGACAAAGCCCCUGGGUGCCGCCGGCGGGCAGGGGGCGGCUGUAACCGACGUGGCAUGGAAAGUCUCCGCUAGGCUGGCAGCUGCUCCCCAAGACCCAGCCCAGCCUCCGGCCGCGGCUCAGCAUGCCGGGCUCGGCGCCUGCACAGAAACAUGGGUAGGCAGAGUCCUGGGCUCCUCUCUCUGCGCUCAGAUGUUUGCUUCUGGAGCAUCUCUGGUUUGGCGGGGAAAGGCUCAGCAGCGAAGUCCGUAGCCGCCUUCCUGCAGCUUGAAGGACUGAACUUGCCGCUCCCCCCGCCCUGCCCCGCACGCUAAUCCCUCGCAGAUCUGGCCAUGGGGUGCGGGCUCAGGAAGCUGGACGACCCCGAGGACAGCAGCCCUGGGAAAAUAUUCUCCACCCUGAAGAGACCGCAAGUGGAAACAAAGACAGAAGUUGCUUACGAGUACGUGCUGCUGGAUUUUACUUUACAAGCGUCACCAAACCCGGAAGUCAUCAGGAUCCAUUCCCUCCCAGAUAUAGUGACAAAAGUGGAGGAGUUCUACCUUAAAGGCUACGUGGUGGGGGCGAUCCACCCUGUCCUACAGCCGGUGCGCCAGCGGAGACACCUGCCCGCCAGCCACCUGUACAGGGUGGUGCUGUCGCGCCUGAAAUUAAGCCCGAAGCUCUCAGCAGCGCCCAGCAGACAGAGACGCCCACGGCUGGUGAUUGAGGAAUGUCCUCUAACGCAUGAGACCCAAGCAAACGACGUAGCAAAAGAACUGAUAGAAAAGAUCAAUGAAUCUUCUAGGCGAGGACGGAGGUUUGUGGGACUCCUAGCCCAGCAUUCCGCGCCGUUCUGCAACGGGACCGGGACCGACCUCCACGGAGACGGAGAGCCCGCCCUGCCGGGGCGCCACUCCUCUGAGGAGGAGAACGGGCGAAGCUGGAGCGAAGGCCCCCUCGGCGGGCAGCCCUGGGAGAGUGGGGCGGACGGAGAACUCCACCAGGACGGCGGGCCCUGCCAGCGGGAGCCACCCGGCAGCCCCAGGGCCUCCACCACGGCCAAGGGAGAAGAUAACAAGUUGUAUAUAGUCUUCAACGUGUUUGAUGAUGAACCCACCGGCUGGACCUACCAGGAGGGCGUCCUGUCCAUGAAGGUCACGAGGAAAGGACCCGUCAUUAGCACACUUGAUGCCGACUGGCUGGAGUUAACGACAUUCUAUUAUAAGCAAGGCUUGUCUCUAAUUGACUGCUUUGUGUGCUGGGAAACACCAAAAGGGGACCACGUGCCUAAAGCGCUGGACGGGUUCUUCGUCUACGAAGAAGAAGGCUCCAGGCUGCCCGGGUCCAGCCACACAGGAAAUGACGCCAUCGUGGUGGAGCAGUGGACUGUUAUCGAGGGCUGCGAGAUCAAGACGGACUACGCGCCCCUGCUGCACACGCUGGCCGAGUUUGGGUGGCUCCUGACAGGCGUGCUGCCCACACCGAUCCUGAGACAGGACAGCGAAGGGAAUUUGGCUACGAAGCAGGUGGUGUUUCUUCAGAGGCCCGCUAUGUGGAACUCAGCGGCUCAGACCCCAGAGAGGAAGGCCAGCCGGCACGGGAAAGGCGAAGACAGGCACAAAGUCGGCAGCAGGAGCAUCGGCCUGGACACGGCCACGUCCCAGCCCACCGAGCACGGCGCCCCGCCCGAGGGCCUCCCCCCUCCUUCCAGGGCGCCCUGGAUGCCGGGGCCCGCCCUGUCGGGGCUGGGCCUCCUGCGGGACCUGGACGACGGGCCGCUGGACCAGGAGGACGGAGUGACGCAGGUCACGUGUAUGUGACAGGGAGCCGGCCCAGGGCCCUGCACACGGUCCUUCACCCACC